CCAGUGCGCGAAGCGGGAACAUUGAUCCUGCAGAUUCAAAUAGGCAUGAUUUGAGUCACGUGGUUCUCUACUGGAGCAGUUUCCGCGUUUCGUAUCGUCGGCGAACGCUCUUUUUCCGGUUUGCAAGGCUAAGAGAAGCUGCUCAAAAAUGGGUAAGCGGAAUAAUAUGAUCCCUAAUGGGCACUUCCACAAAGACUGGCAGCGCUUUGUGAAGACGUGGUUCAACCAGCCAGCCCGCAAAUUCCGCAGGAGAACUAACCGCGUCAAGAAGGCCCGCACCGUCGCCCCAAGGCCUGUCAAUCUUCUGAGGCCUGUUGUACACUGCCCCACAUUCCGCUACCAUGCUAAGGUUAGGGCAGGCAAAGGUUUCACCCUUCAGGAACUCAAGGCCAGCGGUCUGAACAAGAGAUUUGCCAGGACCAUUGGUAUUGCUGUUGAUCCCAGAAGGCGCAACAAGUCCGUUGAGUCCCUUCAGCAAAAUGCUCAGAGGCUCAAGGAAUACAGAGCCAAGUUGAUCCUCUUCCCAUUGAACGAGAAGAAGAUCAAGAAGGGUGAAGCCACUCCAGAGGAAUGCAAGGUCGCCUCGCAGGUCAAGGGAGAGAUCAUGCCACAGGGACUCCACCAGGCUCCGGCCAAGGCCAAGGCCCGCGUCAUCACUGAAGAUGAAAAGAAAUUCAAUGCGUACAUCACGCUACGCAAAGCGAGAGCCGACGCGAGGUUGGUCGGUAUCAGGGCUAAGCGCGUCAAGGAUGCUGCCGAGAAUCCCGAUGACGUGACGAAAGUCGCUAAGGAUAAGAAAGCUAAGAAGUAAGCCUUUGGUACAAAAGUAUGUAUAAAAAAAUAAAUGGAUUUUCUCCAUCAA
This is a messenger RNA of Nasonia vitripennis (jewel wasp), 862 nucleotides long. It is a transcript of the gene RpL13, whose product is annotated as 60S ribosomal protein L13. Lineage: Eukaryota; Metazoa; Arthropoda; Insecta; Hymenoptera; Pteromalidae. The transcript has 4 exons. Gene Ontology annotation, biological process: translation. Gene Ontology annotation, cellular component: cytosolic large ribosomal subunit; ribosome. The record is from RefSeq and is a predicted model, not a curated record. Bases 149 to 811 code for a protein of 220 amino acids. Gene Ontology annotation, molecular function: RNA binding; structural constituent of ribosome.